AUGAAAUAUGAUAAACAAAGUAUACUAGACUGUAAUAAAAAUAUAAAGAAAUUAUGGGAUAAGAUAAAUAGUUUACUGGGUAAUGAAAGAAAAUCACUAGACGACUUAAUACUUUCUAAUAUGAGAAACCAAGGUAGUGUAAAAGAAAUUUGUGAUAAGUUUGCUGAUAACUUUUUAAGUGAAGUCGACCUCAUAAGGCACACAUGUACGGAAAAAUGGUUAGUGAGGGACAAUUACGUGGACAGACCUGACGUAUGUAUGAGAUGGCAACCGGUCUGUAGUGGAGAAGUCAAACGUGUUAUUAAUCAAUUAGAUAAAAAUAAAUCGCCGGGAACUGAUCUCGUACGGAUGUCAGACUUAAAGUUAGUUGUUGACAAAAUAAGUCCUGUCAUAGCUAAUAUAGUUAACUUGUCGGUAAAGCACCAUAGAUAUCCGAAUAAAUUAAAAGAAGCUAUAAUUCGUCCAGUCCAUAAAAAGGGUGAUCGUAAAUUUUUUUCAAACUAUAGACCAAUUGCUAUAUUAUCUAGUAUUGAUAAAAUUAUGGACGAAUGUGGCGUGGGACAACCGUUAAACCAGUGGUUCCGUGACUAUCUUGCAUCACGCAUUUUCCGUGUAAAGGUUGGUGACACGUUUAGUGAGGCGACUGAGGUGAGGUGCGGGGUGCCACAAGGCUCGGGAUGUGGGCCUAUUUGCUACUUACUGUAUGUUAACAGCUUAUGUGACGUACUUCAGCAUAGCUCUGCAUACAUGUUCGCAGAUGACCUAUGUACAUUACGUGCUGGCACUAAUCUCAUGGAGACAUGUCACCAUUACAGCAAGACAUAG
Messenger RNA from Parnassius apollo (apollo), 825 nucleotides. The record is from the annotation of a GenBank genome assembly. NCBI's taxonomy places the organism in Eukaryota, Metazoa, Arthropoda, Insecta, Lepidoptera, Papilionidae.